GGUCCAGUCCACGGUCUGAUGCUGCUGUCCUGUCCUCUGCUGGGGGUCUCGAGUAAACAGGCGGAUCAGUGAAUUCAUUUGGGUCCAAGCCUAGCUGCAGUUCAUGUUGGAGUAAGACUGAAUUCUGUCUGAAAUCUGAGAAGUGCUGAAGGAUGAUGCCCUGGAAAGGCGGUGCUCUAGUUUUCCUCCUGCUGGCUGUGGUCGCAACUGCAGUGUCCAGCAGAGAGCUGCAGUGCUCCAUGUGGCCUGUGGGGGUGCUGCAUCCAGUGCAGGCUCAACUGGAGCGCUUUGAGGCGGGACCAGGUUGUGCAGCCAGAGAGGGUGGAGCUAAAGAGACCCAUGUGAUUUCUGUGGGCAAAGCCUCCAACAAACAAAUAACGGUAGUGUUAAGACCUUUGACCGUCUCUCUGCCCGUCAACCGGCCGGUGAUUCUGGUGCUGAGCUCCCGGCAUGCCGUGCAUUGGGUGUUGGAAAAUGAAGGACUGUCGCACAACAUCAACGUGCUGGUGCAGGUGUCUCUCAACUCCACGGCCGUCUCUUCGAGCUUGUCCAUCCGCGUGACGCAGGUUCCGUCUCUGCCAUGGCGGCCACGAGUCCUGCUGCGCUGGAUCCUAAAGCGUCAUGCCACUGUCUCGUCACUCACGAACACUGUACGCGCCAACCGUGUUUACCUCCGUCUGGGAGAGGAUGCCAGCAUGCCGAGUGAGUGCCGCCUGCGGUCUCCGUUUCUGUCCCAAAACUAUCUGGCCUCAGAGCUGCAGGAGCAGGAGAUUCACGGCUGCGUCCCGUCAGACCAGCCCUCGGAGAUGGAGGUCCACAUCAUCCGCCUGUGGUCCUCAGGAUCCGACCUGUGCGGCUCUCUGCAGGUGGAGGUGUCUGUCUCUCUGCUGCCUCCAGUGGCUUGUUCAGCGUAUCACAGGAUUGUCCUGAUCCUCAGCAGUGCGCUUCCGGUCAACUGGGCUCUGGUGGCUCCAGAGAUCAAAGGCCACGUCAGGGUCUAUUCGUCCAACAGCGUGAGUCCGCCGUACCGAACUCAAUCCCCCAGCCUCUGCAUGACCAGCACCGUGACUUCUGACCUCCUCAGCACCCCCGACCUUCUAGAAUGGGCCAAUCAGAACGGCUUUCCCAAAGUGACCUCGUACACUGAGGCUGAUCUGGCCAAUCGCUUCGUUGUCAGGCUAAGAGAAGGAGGGUCAGACACAGAACUGAGUUCUUCAGACGGGGGGCAGGAUGACAUCAUGACAGACAGAAGCAGUGAGGCGCUCAGCUGCCACUGUGAGAGCGGUGCUCUUACUGUUACUGUGGACACACGGAUGCUACAGAUUUUUCCAGUGUCGGCAGUGACCCUGCGAGAUCACAACUGCCACGGUGAAUUUAAUGGAAGCCAUUUCCUGUUGCUUUUCCCGGUCAUUUCCUGCGGGACAGAGGGAGAACUGGAUGAAGUGAACGGAAGAGUUCAUUACACGAAUACAGUGUUCCUGUGGAAACAGAAACCAUCCGAGGGUUUAAACAAUGAGACAGGCGGGAGGGUGUUGGACGAGAUGAGUCUGAUAGCCAUUCAUAUCAGCUGUGCAUCAUCUCUGAUCACUCCUGUGAGUCCAACAGACAUGACUCCUUCCUCCAGGCCUGUGGAGGCGCUGCGCUUCAGUCCCUGGGUGCCGAGAGGCCCCACCACUCCAAUCCUGUCCAUGGAGCUGUUUGUCACCGAGGCCUACGAGAAGAGAGCCGUGGGGCCCUGCGUGAUCACCGCGUAUGACCGUGUCUACGUGCAGAUCUCGGUGGGUUCUGGUGUUGCGGAGGCCGUGGAGGUCCUGUCGUGUCUGGUCUCUCCUCUCUCAGAUCCGCUUGCUCACAGCGGCUGGUCCAUCAUCAGAGACUCCUGCCCCUCUGACCCGUCCUUCAAACUGAGCCACAGAGAAACCCAGGAAUCCACAGACAGCACAGGACAUGAUGAAGAUGAGAAGAUCUACAGGAAAAAUGACAGAAGACUGUCACAGCUGAGACGAAAUAAAGACAAGAGACCCGACAGACUCGGAGCAAAGAGACCUGAAGAACGCAGACGGAAGAGACGGGAGGACGAACGCGAGAGUGCAAACAUGCUGCAGUUCAGUUUCAUCCUGCGGCCCGUCUUUAAUAACUCCAUCCAGUUCCUGCACUGCCGGCUGCGUCUGUGCGCGUCAGUUAAGGGGCCCUCCGGGGCCGCCACUCGGAUCUGCACAGACGGGCCUCAGAUACCUGCUCUCACACACACAACUGCUUCUCAACAGUGUGAGUACAGAAAUCUCUCUCGGCCUGUGUUGGUCACGUAUUCUGCUGGGUUUCUGGCUCCCCCUGCUGGUAAACUUUCUCAAAAGCCUGCUGAGAUCUCGAAACAGACUCCUGCACACAGCGAAACAUACGAGAGUGCAGUGUUAGUGGUCGUGUUCUCUGCGUUUGUGAUGGGUUUGUGUCUGAUGGGGGCACUGUGGUGCAUUUACAGUCACACAGGGAGGCGUGAUAUGACCCAGAGAGACGGUAUUAGAGACCACGCGACAGGACAGCGAAACCCGCCGACACUGAUGGAGCAAACCAGCGGUUUCCACGAGGUGGACUAAAGAUAUCCCUGAUAGCACACGUACAUCAUGGAGACGUCUAUUUGACGUCUGCAUUUACAUCUGUAAGACGUAUUUUUAAAAAGUGUUUGCUCAUCUGCACGUCUAUGACGUUUCCUAUAAGAUGUCAAAUAGACGUCUAUUAGAUGUCUUUAAGAUGUUUAUGAUUUAGAAUUUAUGUAAAAC
Messenger RNA from Sinocyclocheilus rhinocerous, 2777 nucleotides. Its product is annotated as transforming growth factor beta receptor type 3-like. The record is from RefSeq and is a predicted model, not a curated record. Bases 153 to 2594 code for a protein of 813 amino acids. Gene Ontology annotation, molecular function: glycosaminoglycan binding; type II transforming growth factor beta receptor binding; transforming growth factor beta receptor activity. The transcript has 17 exons. Lineage: Eukaryota; Metazoa; Chordata; Actinopteri; Cypriniformes; Cyprinidae. Gene Ontology annotation, biological process: epithelial to mesenchymal transition; regulation of transforming growth factor beta receptor signaling pathway; cell migration.